This is a messenger RNA of Morone saxatilis (striped sea-bass), 1521 nucleotides long. RefSeq names its product solute carrier family 1 member 7b (gene slc1a7b). Gene Ontology annotation, cellular component: plasma membrane. The coding region runs from base 1 to 1521 and encodes 506 amino acids. The record is from RefSeq and is a predicted model, not a curated record. NCBI's taxonomy places the organism in Eukaryota, Metazoa, Chordata, Actinopteri, Moronidae. Gene Ontology annotation, biological process: L-glutamate transmembrane transport. The transcript has 10 exons. Gene Ontology annotation, molecular function: glutamate:sodium symporter activity; neutral L-amino acid transmembrane transporter activity; L-glutamate transmembrane transporter activity.
AUGGCCGUGGCUUUGGAUGCAGUGUGGGUGAGGGUGAAGAACGUCUGCAAACAGAAUGGGCUCCUCAUCAUGUCAGUGCUGGCUGUGGUCAUUGGAUGCCUUUUGGGAUUCUUCCUAAGGACACGGCGUCUCACAGAGCAGGAAGUGAAGUACUUCCAGUUUCCUGGAGAGCUGCUGAUGAGGAUGUUGAAGAUGUUGAUUCUCCCGCUCGUCGUGUCCAGCAACAUGUUCCCAUCCAACCUGGUCCAGGCCACAUUUCAGCAGUAUCGAACAAGUAGCGAGUACAUUGUGAAGCCCAAACCGACGGUGAGUCAGGCCCAAUCAGAGUCCACCACGCGGCGAGCGCUCAUCUACGGUAUCCAGGAUGAUAAUGGAACUGACAUCCAGAACUUUGCCCUUGAUCUGACUCCACCUCCUGAUGUACUGAUACGCACGAGGGAAGGAACAAGCGAUGGAAUGAAUGUUCUUGGAAUUGUUAUUUUUUCCGCCACUAUGGGUAUUAUGCUGGGAAGGAUGGGGCCAAAUGGCAGCGCCUUGGUAAACUUCUGCCAGAGUCUGAAUGAGGCCGUCCUGAGAAUCGUUGCCAUUGUCAUAUGGUACUUCCCAUUCGGCAUCGUGUUCUUGGUGGCCGGUAAGAUCCUGGAGAUGAGCGAUCCGUCAGCAAUGGGGAAAAAGCUGGGUUUCUAUGCUGUCACUGUGGUGUUUGGUCUGGUGUUGCACGGCUUGUUCAUUCUACCCGCCAUGUACUUCUUCAUCACCAAAAAGAGCCCCAUCGUUUACAUACGGGGAAUUCUGCAAGCCCUGCUCAUCGCCCUGGCAACCUCUUCCAGCUCUGCCACAUUGCCUAUAACCUUCAAGUGCCUCUUAGAGAACAACCACAUUGACCGCCGCAUCAUCCGCUUUGUGCUCCCUGUGGGGGCCACCAUCAAUAUGGACGGCACUGCUCUCUAUGAGGCUGUGGCUGCAAUAUUCAUUGCACAAGUAAAUAAUUAUGAGCUGGACUUUGGCCAGAUCAUCACCAUCAGUAUCACAGCCACUGCAGCCAGUAUCGGUGCAGCAGGGAUACCACAAGCCGGGCUGGUCACCAUGGUGAUAGUGCUAACAUCUGUCGGGUUGCCAACAGAUGACAUCACUCUCAUUAUCGCAGUAGAUUGGGCAUUAGACAGAUUCCGCACUAUGGUAAAUGUAAUGGGGGAUGCUUUGGCCACAGGGAUCAUGGCACACAUCUGCAGGAAAGACUUCAUGAAAGAGGGAGAUGGGGUGCCUUUGAUCUGCGAAACCAAACCAGCGAUGAACACCCCGCCCCUGAUGAACUGUCACAACAACAACGGCAACUACCGGCCCCCUUCCUCAGGGGUCAAACAAGAGUUGAUCCCUUCAGACGUAGCCCGGCUGAUGCAGCUGGAGGAGGGCGUUCGGCCGCCAUCGGAGAGGAAGAAGCCUCCAAUUCCCCCGAGGCACCUGAAGAAGGGCAAAGAACACUGCACUAUUGACAUGAAUGGCCUUGAGACCAACGUAUAG